Iphiclides podalirius (scarce swallowtail) is the source of this 1185-nucleotide messenger RNA. The record is from the annotation of a GenBank genome assembly. NCBI's taxonomy places the organism in Eukaryota, Metazoa, Arthropoda, Insecta, Lepidoptera, Papilionidae.
AUGCGUGAUUCAAAUUGGAAUCGCACUAAGAAACAAAGAUCUCGUCCUGUUGGUUUAAAGGGGCGGGAAAUUGGAUUAUAUUAUAAAAAUCUCAACAGAGCAAAGAAAGAAAAUAAAGAAAGGGCUAUAACACUAACAAUUCCUAGGCCGGUGAUAUCUUCAGUGAAAAGUAAUUUGCAACAAAUCAUACACAUUGCAAAAGAUAAUAACAUUCAGCUACCUCAGAUAGUUACUACUACCUCAUUUGGUCUGAAAAUUAAAAAUGAAGUAUUCCAUGAAACAGAGGACCUUGAUGCAAGCUGUUCCAUGAGGAAUGAUUCCAAUUUCAAAUUACCAGGUGUAAGUAUUAAUUUCAAUGAUCAGCUGACAAAUGAUCUAAGCAGUGCUUUUCACAAAGAAUACAUGGAUAUGCUCACAAAGAAGCCCUAUAAAAAGCUUCUAAAGUUUCGUGAAAUAUUGCCUGCUUAUAAAAAAGCGGAAGAUGUGCUAAAUCUUAUAAACAACAACCAAGUUAUUGUUGUUAGUGGUGAAACUGGAUGUGGAAAAUCAACUCAGAUACCUCAACUUAUAUUAGACGAUGCCAUAAAAAAUAAUAAAGGUGCCAACGUUAAGAUUAUGGUAACGCAACCAAGACGCAUUGCAGCAUCUUCUCUCGCUGCAAGGGUUGCAGAAGAAAGAUGUGAAAAAAUGGGAAACUCUGUUGGUUAUUCUGUAAGAUUGGAGAAAGUGGAAGAGAGAAAUCGUGGAAGCAUUCAGUAUUGCACAACUGGCGUGCUUCUUGUUGAAUUGGAGGUCAAUCAGGGGUUAACAAAUUGGAGCCACGUUAUUUUAGAUGAAGUUCACGAGAGAGAUUGUCAUGUGGACAUGUCCAUGUGCAUGUUGAAACAGGUGUUGAAGAGGAGAAAAGACUUAAAGCUGAUUCUGAUGAGUGCUACUCUUGAUGCUGACAGUUUGUCACAUUAUUACAAUAACUGCCCGGUUAUGCACAUUGAGGGAUUAGCUUACCCCGUCCAGGACGUAUACCUUGAGGAUAUACUGCAAAUAACGAAAUUCAAACUAUUGGACGACUCAUACACACAGAAAAAGCGACCGAAAUGGCACCAGUAUGCCCACAAGAAUUUCGGGGCCAGUGCAAUGGAAAAGGACAUAAAAUACAAAGCUGAAAUUGGUAAGUUACAUAAAACA